AUGACGGCAGAAGUCGUGGAUUCCAUACCAGUUACCGAUAACGGCGAUGCAACAUCGGCGGUCUCAAGAACAGCCAUACCAGCCGAAGCGGAACAAGAAGGAACCCGGGAUGCUGUGAAGAGGUCGAGGAGAAGCGGGACGAAAAUGGCGGAGCCACGUCAUUCAAAAAAACGCAUUGCGGCCUUGGUGGGCGCUGUACUGACAGCUGCCGUGGGCGUACUCCUGGCUGCUGUCAAGCUACACCAGUGCCGGCAAGAGGUGCUGAAAAACACCAGUGAUGCAACUGAAGGGACCACAGGACGAAGACUUGCAGCAGGCGGAAAUGGAGACGGAAUAUGCGUAAGUGUGGCUGCCGCAGGACCGGGAUACCGGCAAGCCGGUAGCGUUCCUGUCGUUUUCGUCAGGUGCACGUCACAGCCUCUCCAACUGUCCGCAUCUCCAUGA
Messenger RNA from Neospora caninum, 444 nucleotides. RefSeq lists its product as hypothetical. The record is from RefSeq and is a predicted model, not a curated record. NCBI's taxonomy places the organism in Eukaryota, Apicomplexa, Conoidasida, Eucoccidiorida, Sarcocystidae. The transcript is spliced from 2 exons. The coding region runs from base 1 to 444 and encodes 147 amino acids.